GCCAGGUGCGUCCGGUCGGCCGGCAGGGGGCGCUGGCUGCGCGCGACGCCGCCGAUUACCCAUUCGUCGGCGGCGGCCGUGGACUUUAGUCCUGGAUUGUCGUCGGAGGUGACGGGAGGGUACAAAAGAGGCGCGUGGGACCCAGUGGUGCUCAGCUGUGGUCGGGUGCGGACGGCUACGGACCUCAGCCGGUGGCUGCUGCAGCAGAGACUGAUCGUCUUUUCAGUGAUUGACUCAACCGAGUCGAGCUUCAAAACAUAGCGACUUGUUCACGGACAGGCCUCAAGUGUUACAUCGGUGGGUGUUGGUGAAGAAGAGGAAACUUAGCUGGACCGGGACUCUGCCGUUCAAAUCGGCUCUCGUCGUCAGUCAGCCCAGCUGUGCUUCUGGAUCUUUGUUGACAUCGCCGGUUAGUUUUUAGUGGUCGCCGGUCAGCCAGUCUAAAGUGAGGCCCAACAGCCGUCAGCCCUCAGCAGACAGCACUCACCCAGUCAGAAGAACAGAAGCGUCGGCUCUCCUCACCACCAUGGCGCCUAACGUCGCCACUCGUCGUGGUCCGGAACUGUCAGAAGAGGAGGUGGCGCCACCUGCCGCCGGCAGCGCCGCCAAGCGGCCGCCCACGGAAAUAGUCUGGCGGAGCGUGGCCUUCUUCACGAUACUUCACAUCCUCUCCGUGGCGGGUUUGGUCCGCGCGCUGACGGCGGCACGAUGGCAGACUCUGGUGUUUGGAUUGUUCUGUUAUUGUAUCGGCGGAGUUGGAGUCACAGCUGGCGCACACCGCCUCUGGUCCCAUCGCUCCUUCUCGGCGAACCUGAAGCUGCGCGUGCUGCUGAUGCUGAUGUACACGAUGGCCGGUCAGAAUCAUAUCCAUGAGUGGGUGCGCGACCACCGGCUGCACCACAGGCACUCGGAGACGGACGCCGACCCGCACGACGCCACCCGAGGGUUCUUCUUCGCGCACUGCGGCUGGCUGGUGGUUCGUAAGCACCCGCAGGUGAAGCUGCAGGGCCGCCACACGGACCUUUCCGACCUGGAGGCGGACCCCGUGGUGAUGUUCCAGAAGCGCUGGUACCUGCCGCUGGCGGCCGUCAUGGUGGUCGGCCUGCCCACCCUGGUGCCGUACCUCUGCUGGGGAGAGUGCCUGCUGGACGCCUACCUCAUCGCCGUGCUCAAGUACGUGGUCACCCUGCACGGCACGUGGUUGGUGAACAGCGCCGCCCACAUGUGGGGCAUGCACCCGUACGACCGGCACAUCCACCCUGCGGAGAACCGCUCGGUGGCCGCGCUGGCGUUCGGCGAGGGUUGGCACAACUAUCACCACAGCUUCCCCUGGGACUACAAGGCGGCUGAGCUGCCCAACUAUACCGGCAACGUCACCACCGGCUUCAUCGACUUCUUCCACCGGAUCGGCUGGGCCAGCGGCCUGAAGACCGUCUCCGCCGACAUCAUACAGCGGCGCGCCGCGCGGAACGGGGACGGCAGCUACAAGGCGCCGCACUAGCGCCUCUGGUGGGCAUCGAGACAAGCUGUGGUUCAGACACUGAAUGGCAGUGCCGCUAGUGGGUGGGGUGGAAACUACGCCCGAUUUUAUCGGUUAUAAAUUGCGUAGGGUUGACUGGCGUCGGUUGCGUUGCGUUACAAUGAUCUUUAACGGUGUUAAGAUGGUGUAGAUAAGGGAGGCUACGACACCCUGGGAGAUCUAUCACGGCCUCGAAUGGGAAAGAGAUGGACAGGGAAUGUUCUCUCUCUGUAUCGAAAUGUGUAGGUAUAAUUGUCAAAUAUCAUAUGGUGUGAUAGCUUGCAGCGUUGCUUGUGAUUCUUCAUCUGGUGUGCAGAUGCUUGUGUGAUUUUCUCAAGAAUUUCAUGGCAUGAAUUCGGCUUUGAAUAAACUGUGAUACUGCCCUGGCAUCGCUUUUGAAAAAUAAACAAAUAAAAAUUGA
Amphibalanus amphitrite is the source of this 1940-nucleotide messenger RNA. RefSeq names its product acyl-CoA Delta-9 desaturase-like. Bases 527 to 1501 code for a protein of 324 amino acids. Gene Ontology annotation, molecular function: stearoyl-CoA 9-desaturase activity; iron ion binding. Gene Ontology annotation, cellular component: endoplasmic reticulum membrane. The record is from RefSeq and is a predicted model, not a curated record. NCBI's taxonomy places the organism in Eukaryota, Metazoa, Arthropoda, Thecostraca, Balanomorpha, Balanidae. The transcript has a single exon. Gene Ontology annotation, biological process: unsaturated fatty acid biosynthetic process.